This is a messenger RNA of Saccostrea echinata, 2256 nucleotides long. RefSeq lists its product as uncharacterized. The record is from RefSeq and is a predicted model, not a curated record. Gene Ontology annotation, molecular function: metal ion binding. Bases 1217 to 2248 code for a protein of 343 amino acids. The transcript has 3 exons. Lineage: Eukaryota; Metazoa; Mollusca; Bivalvia; Ostreida; Ostreidae.
AUAUUUAUGAACAUAAAACAUUUAUGGAUACUGUGUUCAUAAUUACCGCCAUUGUCUAUAAAUAUAACAUACUGAUUUCGGUACUUGCGCAUGCGCAACUUGAUAGCGUCACUCGCCAUUUUUCAUUCAAUGUUUACAAAUAUGUGUGGAAGUUUUUAGUAUUAUUUCGAUGUUUUGAUAGAUGCAUAACACCUGAGGUCAUACGUCCAAUAUCAUAUCACUCCCGGAUAUUAGUCGGAACGCAUCUUAGGUAAUUCAACCUUCUCGUUUGCUGUUAUUUGACCUUUUAUUAUUUAGUGCAAAUCUGCGACGAUACUGCCUUGGGCCCCAGCUAUAUGCCUAUUCGAUCUGUGCAUGUUCAUACUUAUUUGGGAACAUCUACCAUGCAAAGGAAGGGAUUUUCAUAAAAGGCGAGUCACAUCAAACCUAAGACUAAUUUAAUUAAGACAUUUUAAAUGGAGUAAACAUCGGAAUUGGUGGACAAAUUCUUCUUUGUUUAUAAACAUUUCAUAGGUCACGUGGUAUAUUAUAUUUAGAAAUCAGACAAUGACUAUUUUAUGCGUAGGCGAUUCUCAUGUUAAGCGUUUCAGUGCAUAUAUUGGCAACAAGAAAGCUUCUUCAGAGUUAUUUGACAUUGUAAACCUUCCACAAGUCGAUUUCUUUGGUAUCAGCGGGGGUGCGGUGAAGAACCCGCGCCAUCUGCAGACGUUAUUGGCAGCCGCCCAACACUACCGACCUAGAUGUCUUAUUGUCCACCUAGGUGGUAAUGACCUAGAUUGCAGAGAGGAUACAGUAGAUCUGUUAAUUCACGGACUGUUGGCGUUUUUAACCCAGCUUCGCAGACAAUUCAGCAUUAACAAAAUAACGGUGAUGAGAUUCAUGCCUCGAGAGAGGACAAGGCACAUUGACCCACAGGAAUACAACGCCCGAGUGGUGCGUGCUAAUUCAAUCCUCAAAAACCAAUGUCAACAAGUCGGAAUUACUUAUUGGAGGAUGAAGGGGUUUACAAACACCAGAGACAAUAUUUUCUCAGAUGGCGUACACCUUAAUUCCUCGGGAAUGAGGAAAUAUUUUAGACAACUUAGAGGAAUUUUGCUGUCACUGCAACAGACAUUAUGAAUAAUCUUUGCUAGUCAUGAUGACAGCAGCCAUUUUACCUGCAUCUCUAUAAUAUCAUACAUUCGAUUACAGCGAUUAACCAUCUACAUUCAGGAUCAUGGCUUCUCGUCCAAAAAGACGUAGGACCAAACCUUCAUCAACAGUUGGCCCAUCUACUCAGCCAGAGGGUGAAUCAUCUGAGCUGAAAAACCUGGUAACAGAAUGUAUGGCUGCAGCAUUACCCAUCAUAGAAAAUACAGUCAAAGAAUGCUUGACCAGACUGAAGACCCAACAACCAGCAGCCAAUCAACAAUCAGCAACUGCACAGCAGGAAGAGAGAACUGACAUCAAUCCCAGAACAUCAACGUUUAAUACAAUUGUUGAUCUGGACACAAACACAGGUAGUAAUUCCCAAACCACUCAAAAUGAUCUGCAAGAGAGCAUUUCCCAGGUGGGGAUCUCAAAACCUGUGGGACUGGGGGUGGACAUGAAAAUUAAAGCUAAAAUAUUCGCAAAUGAAUAUAUCAAACUGGCCACAUUAAUCCCCAAGUCAAACUUCGAGCAGGAGCCCAAAUUCAAAUCAGUCGAGAAAGACGGACAAUUGGUUUUCAUUAAAUCUAAUGACACCUGCCAAAUUAAAACCAUUGCUCAGUGGAUGGAGGCCUUCCACGUCUUUGUGGCACUCCAUUGUUCAAAAUACCCAGAGGAAGUUGGGCAGCUUAUGACGUAUGCACAAAUUAUUCAGGGCAUAUCAAAGUCCUGUGGAGACGAAGCAGCCAUAAGCUACGAUGAGAAAUUUAGACAAUGGCGACAGGUUGCUCCCCGAGCCUGUCCUUGGGAUAGGAAAAACUCGGAACUUUUUCAUGAUGCAAUUGUUCAGGGCUUUGAGGCAAAAGCAAAACUAAAGAAGCAGCCCUUUCGUGCAACUCCCUCGAAGCAAAAGUACUGCUUCACAUUCAAUAAUACAGGCUCCUGUAACAAAGGCAACUCUUGUCCAUAUGCACACAUAUGCCAAUACUGCUCUAACAAACACUCAAGACUUCAGUGCACAAGAUACAUGUAUAAACAAGGUCAAAGCAAUACAGCAAAUACAAAAUUCUCAAAUAAUGACCUGCGCAAGAAACCGUCAACCAUCACCAAAAAAGACUGAAGACUCUG